GCUGAAACUGCGCGAGGAGAAAACCGCGGGGAAGGAGGACGUGGUGAUAAAGAAAAAGUCGGUGGCGGGAAAAGAGGCGGGAAACGUGAAGGCGAAGUCGACGUCGAUGAAAGUGGUGUCGAAACCCGCGGGGAAGCGCGAGGUGGAUGUGUUCGCCGAGUUGGGGAUGGGAGCAGAAGUGAAGAAAACGACGCGAAUUAGCGCGGCAGCGGCGAAGAAAACGGAGACGAAGCCGUUGGAGAUGAGCGAUGACUCUGGAUCGAGUGAUGCCUGGGGUAAAGAUGAUGACUUGGAUCUGUCUAAUUAGUGUUGUGUACGGUUGAAGUGGA
Molecule: messenger RNA, 329 nt
Organism: Blastocystis hominis
Lineage: Eukaryota; Bigyra; Opalinata; Blastocystidae
Exons: 3
Coding region: 107-307 (66 amino acids)
Source: RefSeq, a predicted model, not a curated record